UAGUGCUAACGAUAUACGUGAAAGAAAUCAAGAAAUGAAGGUCGAUCAUCGUGCAGGAACUUCUCCAUUCACUUAACAAACUUAAUGUUUGAUAAAUAGUGGGAAUGAACGAUAGUUGAUCGCCCAAUAAUAGCUGAAAGGUUUAUCGUAGAACUAGGAUGGAGGAAAUUGGAAAAGAGAACCAAACAAAUGGAAGACGUUUCUCUGGCGGUUCUACAAACAGUGAUAGUGUUCCAGACAACCACGACUGUGAUUAUGAACCUGCUUUAGAGUUUGAUGAUACUGAAUUAGUGCAGGCAGCAAACUCAGAGACAGAAAUGGACAAGCAAGCAGAAUCAAAUACUGAUGAUGAUUAUCAGUACCUUGAAUCACCUUUAUCUGAUGGACUUAUGGACGAAAACUUUGAAGAAGCUUUAGCUAAUAGAGGAAUAGAUGACGAUGAUGAUAUGAAUGAUUUUUCAGAUAUUGCCAAAUAUGGUAUUGUAGAAGUUGCUGGUGAUGACUCCUAUGGAAGGAAGGUGAUAGUCAUUUCAGCAUGUAAGCUGCCUUCAAACAAAGAACUUAAUCAUGCCAAGUUUCUCAGGUACCUUAUGUAUACAUUGGACCAAUUUGUAGAAAGUGACUAUACAUUAGUAUAUUUCCACUAUGGUCUCAACAGUAGGAACAAGCCAUCUCUUAGCUGGUUAUGGGCUGCUUAUAAAGCAUUUGACAGAAAAUAUAAAAAGAAUCUUAAAACCUUGUAUCUAGUCCACCCUACCAAUUUCAUUAGAUUUGUAUGGCAGAUUUUCCGACCUGCUAUCAGUGUGAAGUUUGGAAAAAAAGUCAUGUAUGUCAAUUACCUUCAUGAACUGAAGAAGCAUCUUCAUUUUGAGCAACUAGCCAUUCCAAAAGCUGUCUUAGAUUAUGACAAUCAACUUAAAGCAGUUAAUAAGGGAACAUCAACCUGGUUUCCAAAUUCACCUAGCAGUAGCAGUUUACAUCUUCCAGGGCCUGUGUAUGAUACACAACAGUUUCGGGUUCCACUGUCUUUCAUCAAAGAACACAACAGUGGUGACCCCAUACCCCGAGUUGUGAAAGAGUGUAUUGCUUACCUUGACAGUGAUACAGCACUUGAAACCGAGGGAAUUUUCAGGAGAUCAGCUAAUACCCAGAUUCUUAAGACAGUACAGAGUUUGUUUGAUGAAGGUAAGCCAGUGAAUUUUGAAGAACAUGGUGAUAUUCAUGUUGCUGCUGUAAUGAUUAAGUCCUUCUUGAGAGAACUACCAGAACCACUUUUAACUUUUGACUUGUAUGAUGACAUAUUAAGCUUUCAAGAACUGGAGCAGACUGAGAAACUCCCUGUUGCCAAGUCUUUGAUACUGCAAAGGUUACCAGAAGAUAACUAUCAGCUUCUCAAAUAUGUUGUUGAAUUUCUUGUCAAGGUGAUUGAUUGCAGUGACUUGAAUAAAAUGACUGCCUCCAACCUAGCAAUUGUAUUUGGUCCGAAUUUAGUGUGGUCACAGAGCUGCCAAGCCUCUCUUUCGUCCAUUACUCACAUCAACCACUUCACAGAGUUUCUACUGAAGAACCAUGAUCUAAUGUUUACUAAGUAAAGCAUGUUUUCAGGAUCAAAAUAUUAAAAGAAUGACAAUUUUUUUUAUAUUUUUCAUCAGCAUGGGCAGUCAUGCUCACUAACACGUUUUUGAAGCACAUUUUAAAAGCUAGAAGUUUGUUAUGUUGUCUUUUUUUGUGUGCUUUUUUCACAGUUUCCAGAGUGAUUUUACUUGUCAUACAGCUUAAUCUUUGUUAAUAUAUAGAAAAACAGGUUGAAUAUCCAAAUACAAAAUUGAUACAUAUCACCUUUUCUACCUAACCCAUUUCAAACUUUUAGUGCCUGUUUUAUUUGGUUAAGACCAUUUUGUUGUUAGUUUUUAUGAUGAAGUGCCACUGUAAUAUGUUUUCUUCCUGUAUUUAACACACAAAUACUUGUAUUUAUAGGUGUGAGAAGGAAAGCAGUAAUCACUUGUAUAGUAGUAUAUUUUUGUUUUCUUGUAUAAAGGUUAAAGCUUUUAAAAGAAAAUCGUAAAUUGGAUUUUUUAAAUAUAUUAUUCAAUGUAGUCCAUAUAUAUAUAUAUAUAUUAAUUGUAACAAUACAAAGUAUUUAAACCUAUAUGUAAUGUACGAAAAACUACAGGAAUAUAAUAUUGUGAAGCAAAUGAAUGAAUAAGCAGACAUUAUAUAGAUUUUUAAAGAUGAGUAUAAAAUACUGCAUAGAAAUUAAACUAUCAAGCCAUGUUCUAAAAAGUUAGUCCCAGCAAAUUGGUGAAGUAGAAGGGCCAGAUGAUCAGAUAAAGCAAUAUGUGUUAUCAUAAGGGUAAUUAUAAUAAUAUUAUGAACUUGAAUAAAGCUGAGUAACUUUACUUCUAAACAUAAUUUAAAAUUUGAGAAUUUAUUGUGUUAUGACUAGCGGGCCUUUAAUUUUUGCCUUUGAAAUUUACGUGAGGCUUAAAACAAAAGUGUUAAAAAUAUAAAAUGAAAUUUAAAUGGAACAUAAGUUUCGCUUUGGUGUUCCCAUUUUUUUGUUGAAUUCCUUUUCUUUUACCUGUCCAUGUAGUUAUUUCCUGAUAUCACUCCUGUUUACAUCUGUGUAUAGUACUAUGUGGAAUCUUGGUGUUCAUUCAUCAAACAGGACAUUAGUACUCAUUAAUGCUCAAAUAUAGAAAUUGAUGGUUGUUUGGCAACAUUAUGAUGGUGGAGCAUUAUAAAUUAUUCUUAUAGAAAUAUUUAAUGAAAAUAUAAUUAAAAUAUUAGCAUUUGAUCCAAGUGUAAUUUUUGUGAAUGCACUGUAGGUUUGUAACAUGAGGGAAUAGAAUAGCAAUUUUGUACAUGAUCAUGUAUUCACAACUUUCAAAUUAUCUGUGUCUUAGUAACGAGUUUUGUUUUUGUUUUUUGUACAUAGAAGUUCUGGCAUCAAAUAUUCACUAAAUAUUUAAUGUCAGUUUGUAUGUGGUUCUGUGUAGAUAGCAUGUGUUACAGUAAAUUUUGCUGUAUUUUAUACAGCAAUAAUGUGACAACACUAACUACAUUCUUAAGUCUUAUUAUGAGAAACUAAUGUUGGUUAAAUAUUUACAUUAUUCAUAGAUUAAUUGCCACUGUUUUUAUAGUUCAGUGCAUUAAUAUAUUUUACUGGAAUAUUUAGUUAUUCUCAAAAAGUGUUUAAUCACAAUAAUGUACGAGAACAAUACAGAAUGUUAAGUAAAAUCAUCUAAUGCUUAUAGUUUCUUCUCUUAUAAAUUAAGAUUAUUUAUGCUAGUCUUAACUUGAAAACUUUAUCAUUGCUUCUUGUUUCUGAUGUAUAUAGAAUGAAUAUUGUAGUAACUAUUUAAAUAACAUGUAUAAAUUAUCAUUUGAUUUGACCAGACAGUGACUAGGAAAUUAAAAAAAAUUUCUUCGACAUAUAAGCUGAAUUAGCAGUAAGGAGUACUUCAGAACUGAAUAUCAGGAGAUUACGUUUUAUUGAUUUUUUUAUGUAAUUUGUCAAAUCUUUUUGAUCUUGCAUGUUUUUUAUCAUCAUGAAAAGUACACUUAUAGUAAACCAAAAGUCUCAGUGCAUAGAGUGUCAGAUGUUAUGCUGAUAUUAUAUAUAUAUAUAUAUAGUGAUAAGGUUCUAACCUAAUGAUUUCUGUUGACAUCAUUGUCUUUGACCUGUUGCUGGCUUUUACCAAGCUAGCUUAUGACAUACUGACAUCCAGUUAGUGAACUGUAAAUAUUGUAUGUGGAAAAUAAAAACAUACAUAAGUUUUUGAUCGAUAUACAGUAAUGACUAUAGGAUGUUAAUUCGAAACCUGAAAAUGUUUUUGGUAUUAGUGUAAUUGUCUUCCCGUAAUACAUACUUAAUAGGUUUUCUUAACUUUUAUUCAGGGUAGUUGGGUGUAUUAUAUUCAGUAGAAAUCUGAAGUUUCAUAUAUUGAAUUGUGUGGCUGUAAAAAACUUCUACUGAAGUCAUUACACAUUGCUUAGGCUAAUUUUCAUUCCUUCAAUAAUAUAAUAGUGGUAUAUUAACUAAUUUUCUACUUCGUAAUGUUGAUUUUAAAAUAUUUUUUUCCAGAAGUUGAUAUUAAUGUUUAUUUCACAGAAUAGGUUCUUUUUACUUCUCAUUGAAGUUGUCUUCUGUGGUUUAGUAAGUUCAUGACAUUCUGAUUAGAAGUUAGUUUUCAAAUAGUGAAGCAGUGGAAUGUAUUCAUUGAUCAGUAAGGGAGACUUAUGAUAAUGUAAUAUGUUCAAGUUAGUGAAUCAUAAAUCAUAGUAAAAGAUAUAGAAUAUAUAUGCAUGUGCAGACCACACUAUGAAAGUUUUUAGAAGUUCUUUGUGUAUAACAUUUGAUAAAUGUGAAGUUACUGGUAAGUUUGACAGAACUGAUACAUUUAUGGUAAAAAAAUAUAUUUAAAAUACUUGUUAUCACCUUUUGGAUCAAAAACAUUUUUGGUUGCUUGAUUAGUAACUGCAGAUUAUAUGAGGAGAUAAAAAUGCCUGUUACAGUAUUUUUUUUAGAAUUAAUUGCAGUAAUUGGGAUAUAAAGUGAAGUUUAUGAAGAUAUAUUUCUUUGUAGCUUCAUGCUUUUCCAUUUGUGUGAUAGUUUGUGUUUUUAUUGUUGUUGUAAAUCAAGAAUACCAUUCCAUUAUAUUCUGUGACUUGUGUGUUUUUAAGUAUGCAUAACAGUUAAGAAAUACCAGUAGUAGUUUACCCACUUGAGCUGCGUAUCAUAAUGCAGUAUUAUCGUGUGAGUAUCUAAUGGUCCUGAUAAAUAGAUUUGUUGAUUGAUAAAGCUGUAGUACGAAAUUGCUUUAUAUGUUUUUAACCUUAAGCAACCUUUAAAUGCUAAACCUGAUCAUAAGUAUAACAACCCAUUUUAUUUGUGUGUAAAUUAAAAGUGAUUGAAUGCAAGGUAAUUUUAUUUAUUACUUGUAUUUCAAACAGAGUUAAAGCAUUGAAACUACUAUCUUGUGUUUACCUACUAAAAAUGAAUUGUACAUUAUGAAAUUUGGUGAAAAUUUUAAGUAUAUUUUUUGAAAGUUAAUGUUUUUUUAAUACUAUGCUUUUUUACCAAUAUAUCUAUUUAACUUUUUAUAUAUUUGAACAGAAAUAAAGUUUGACUAAUAUCAUUUCAUAUAGAUCAUCAUGAGAUGUUAUAGAACUUAAAUGGCUGUAAAUGAGGUAACCCAUCUGAAAACAAAAGUCUGAGGUUGCAGUUCAAUUAACAGUUUUGGCCACUGAUUUUGAACUUUGGUGCUAACAUGCACAUGUAUGUGUGUAUAUAUAAAUGAAAGCUUUACACUGUAUCUGAUAUUCUACCAGAAAUGAAAUCUUCAUUAACAAUGAUACAUAGUUGAAAUGACUUGGAACUUAAAAGUUUUGUAAAGUAAUAAAAUGAUAAAAAAUAUUGUUUUGCUGUAAAGAGGUUUUUUUUAUCUUUAAAGAUCAUGCGUUUUUAUUGCUUUCGUGUUUAUUCAUAAUUUUCAUUUUUGAGUCGUCAGCUCUUGAUGUUAAAAAUUGAGAAAUGAAUCAAAUAGUAGUGUCUGCCUUUUGAUAUUUUAAGAAAUUAUUUAUUUGUUGUAUUAAAUGUAUCUUCUUUAUUUGGGUAGCUUGCAAGUUAAUGCGAAACUAUACUAAAUUGUAUGUUAUUCAAAAAUAAUUGUUUAUUUUUUCAUUUUCAUGUGUUUAAUUUGAUACUGUUCAUUAAAUGUCAUGAUACAUUACAACUAUCAUGUUGUCUAACAAGCAAUUAUUAAAAUUACUUGCUCAGUUUAAAAAAAUAGGUGGUGCUUUGCUCUUGUGGUUAAAAAAAAGCCAAUACACAGGUUGUGAUGAAUAGUUACAUUUAGUAACUUCAUUACCAUGUGUGAGUCAUUGUUACAAACGUUAAGAAACUAUUAAAGUAUAUUGUUUCAAAUUAACUUGUUAAAUUGAUAUGGAUAAAGUAGGAAAUUGAUAAAAACUUUUAGUAUACUUAAGCUAAGUUUAUAUUUUAUCACAUUAUUUUACUUCUUUAGUUUUAAGGAAACUGAUGAAUUACUUCUCGUUAAAUAGAUGUCUAGUAGUGAUUCUUGAUCUUGUGCAAAGUAACACAGUACUGUAAUAUCCAUACUUAGAAUAAUCUGGUGACUUCAAAGUUCAGAUAUACUCUUGUAGUAGUAUUUGGUAUUAUUGGGUAAAAAUUACUACAUGUGUAUUUUUCUCAUGCUAAUAAGAAAUUAGCAAAGAAAUUUUACGACAUUGUCUUAAAUACCUCUUCUUUCUCAUAAGCAUCUCUUUCUAUAGUUAAAUCAUCAAAAAGUUUACUGGUUAAAAUGUAAAUUUUAGCAGAAAAACAUUGGUUUCAUAUAUCUUGUGUAUGUUAAACACCUUUUAGUGUAAUUUUGUGAGUGCACUGUGUGUGCAUAUUUUAGUGCUUUGUCAAAUAGACUCAGAAAUUAGUGUCUGAGCAUGUACAAUACACAUUCUGUGUUUUGUUUUGAACGAGAACUGAAGUUUUAUAACUGUGUAUUUACAAUGAGAUUAGAAUUAGUUUCAAAUUUGUGCACAUACAUUUGGAGAUAGCAUUUCCAAUCUUCCGUGGGUAAUCUUAACCCACUUCAGUUUUGUGUGUGAUAAAAGCAUGUUUCUUAACACACUAUCUCAGUAGUUUGCUACUAGUUCUCCCUCUAAAGUUUUCAAACAAAGUGUAAUAAGUUUGUGAUAAACUGAUAUUCAUAUUUGCUUUUAUUUAUAGGUGCUCAACUGUUUUAAGCAAUUGUGUGAUAAUUCUAACUUGGAGAUACUGGAUGUUUAAGUUGUGUCAUAUACAUGUACUAGAAAAAAAAUUAGUGGAAUUACAAAAUUUUAUACUCUUUACAGAUUAUGGGUGUAUAUAUUUAAUGCAAACUUUAUCAAAAAAAAGAGAGAGAAAUUUAAAUACAUAUUUUAUAUAGGUAGUGCUGGAAGUGUAGUUUUCACUUAAGUGCUGUGAGCGAGAUUUUGUACCACUUUAAAUAUAAUGAGAGUUUGGAGUUGUGGAGCUAGAACUUCAGUGUAUCAUUAGGUUUGAAAAUUUAUGCAAAAAAUUUGAGUUGCAAAUAAGAGGUAUAAAGUAAAUGUAGCAAUCAAGCAUUUGGUUUCAUUUUUAACUGCUUUUCAUAUUGAAAAAAUACAGUUUCUAAAUCAGUUAGAUGACAUCCAUACUUCCUGAAUGACUUUCCAUGGUGGAUGAAAUAGUUUCUAGGUCAAUUAGAUGACAUCCAUACUUCCUGAAUGACUGUUCUAUGGUGGAUGAAAUACAGUUUCUAAAUCAUCCAACUUUGUACUGUCUUUCCAGAAUAAUUAAUCCAGAAAUGAAUUAAAUAUUAAAUAUAGUUUUUACAACACUUAGUUUGUGUUUAUAUUUCCUGAAAGACCAAUUGUUGUUCCAGUGGAUUAAAUAUAGGUUCUAAACCAACCAAAUAUUUACGUUCUUACUUUGCAGACUUUAUUGUCACUACACAUAUUUUAGUUUGUAGAAAAUCUUGUUGUUUUUUUUUCGUUUUUUUUUAAAGCAGCCACACACUGCAUACUAUUCAAGUAUUUUUAAUUGUUAGUCCAUUUCCAUUCUAUAAAGGUAUUUAUUUUUAAGUCAUUUAAAUAUUCUGCUGGUGACUUGAUCGUUUCACUUAUUUCUGCAAGUUACCUUUAUUAUUUAAUGAAUAUACAUGUAGUACAUUAGUUUGUGUGCCAUGUAUUUAUAUAUAUGGCUUGUUAAUUUUUAUAAGUUGAAGUUAGUUCUUCCAUUCCUGUUAGUGUAACAUGAUGUUUAUUCUCAUUUGGACUAGUCUUACAGCUUCUUGUGCUUUUGCUAAACUGGUUUUUUUAACAGAUUAUUUCUAAAAUGCCAUAAUUAUAGAGGUAUGUACAUACAUUUAUGUACAGGGUAUCUCAAAGGUCCAUACUCAUAGACAGAAUUCACUAUUAACCUUUAUUUUAACAAUUGUUAAAAUUGCUUGCCAUCAACUUGCACACACAUAUCGUAUGUAUUUUCUCUUGAUCUGUAUAUAGUCAUCCAUUACAUAUAUUUUUUGUCUGAAAAAAAUAAAUAAAAUAACAGUUAUACAUAACAGAAUGGCCAUGAGUACAAACUCUUGAGACACCCUGUAUAUUUAACUAUUUCUAAAUCUUUUCAGAUUAUAAAGCAUAAAUAGCCCAUUGUGCUUAACCCUGCAUUAGUCUUGUGUAAAAAUUUUCCAUAGUCAAUCUUCCAGGGACCGAGCAAACCCCAUCAUAAAAAAAUUAAUUUUAAAAUAUUUAAAUAACAACUAGCUAUUAUCUAGGAAACAAAAAAAACACUAACAUUCAAAAUCUUUUCCUUUAUCAAUCAAUAAAUGAACAUUGAAUAUUACAAUUUUUUUACUAAGUGUAACAAUUUAACAUAAACUAACUGAAUACUGAAGCUACUGAGAACAACAAACAUGUACAUGCUUUUAUUUGUCUGCACCGAUGUUUCAAUAUUUUGGGGUCCGUGAAUACCUUGGAAGACUAACAUAGGGUUAACUACGGACAAAUUGAAAUAUAAAGUUGGUGUGUGUUUUGUGCACAGAAUAAACUUGUGGUUACUAGUAAAAUGUGCUAGUUGAAGGUGUUUUUUUUUAAGUAAUUGUUCUGAGAUUUGGGCUCUUUCAAAUAACGCAAAUACAAAAAUAUCUACUCUGAAAGUUUAUAUUUAGUAUUAUAAGUUUAAGAUUUUGAAUUUAAUUCAUGAAAUGUUACAAAAUGUUAUGGUAUUCGGCUAAAAUUAAUUGAAAGGAUUUUGAAUUAUUUUUUAUGUUUGAUUAGAAUAUAUAUUGCCACACUAGCUUUUUUUUUCAUUUUAUAAACUUGUAGAAUGCAUUAUUAUUAUUAAGACUACUUCAAAAUUUUUGGCAUGAUCAUUUGGUUACAAAAGUAGUAUACAUUUAGGUAACAGCUAACCAAUAAAAAUUGGUGGCUCUGUCUAAUAAACAACCACUGCAACUAAGGUUGGUAAGUAGUAAAACCAACUAUUUAAAAUUUUCUGUAACAUAUAUAUAGAAUAUCUAAAGAAAACAAGUUUUGAUAAUAUUAAUCACUGUUCAUUACGUAUAUAUUGUCAUUGAAAACCCAGUGAAUUCAUUAUUUAGUAAUCCAGAAAAAAAUGUGGUUAGAAAUUUCUUGUUGCACAAGAGAACAAGUUUUCUUUAUAUAUCCACACAUAACUUGUAUUUUAUAUGAUAUUUAAAAAUGAUUUGUUUUGGUUUCUUGUACAUUAUGUAAUAUUAUAGUGCUUACUUGAACUGUGGGGAAUGAGAAUAUAAAUAGUAGUCAGCUUUAAUACUAAUAAUGUUAUUUCAUAAUCUAUCUUGCUCAAAACAGCCAGUUUGAGAAAUGGAUUAUGAUUAGAUUGUAGUGAUAAAGGAAACUCUUUACUUUGUUUUUCAGUUAAGUAUAUGGUCCAAAAUAUAUAAUUUGUGUAAUAUAUAUAUAUAUAUAUUUAGUUAUAUUACUGUCAUUCAAUGUAAUAAUGCUUUGAGAACUAAUUUAUUUUGGGUCUGUGUGGAAUUUCAUAAGUAUUCUAUUAACAAGAGAAAAUGUGCAGCAUUUUGAUUAUUUAAAACUUUUAGGGCUGAACAGUUUACUCUAGUAAGAUAAGUGUUACUUUAUGUUACAAAAUGCAUAAAGGAAAAUAAAGUUUGUAACAUUC
Molecule: messenger RNA, 9700 nt
Organism: Limulus polyphemus (Atlantic horseshoe crab)
Lineage: Eukaryota; Metazoa; Arthropoda; Merostomata; Xiphosura; Limulidae
Product: rho GTPase-activating protein 1-like
Exons: 13
Coding region: 159-1592 (477 amino acids)
Biological process (GO): negative regulation of endocytic recycling; small GTPase-mediated signal transduction
Cellular component (GO): cytoplasm
Molecular function (GO): GTPase activator activity
Source: RefSeq, a predicted model, not a curated record